Molecule: messenger RNA, 693 nt
Organism: Psilocybe cubensis
Lineage: Eukaryota; Fungi; Basidiomycota; Agaricomycetes; Agaricales; Agrocybaceae
Exons: 2
Coding region: 1-693 (230 amino acids)
Source: RefSeq, a predicted model, not a curated record
AUGCCGUCGCAUACCCGCCCGAGCCACCACGGCAAGCUCAAGCCGACGCAGCGCCAGCCGCACGUUGCUGGGAAUGAGACAGUGCAACCCCGGCCGGCCACACCAGGUGCAGAACUCCCGCGUGCCGAUGGGCGCGCGCAGCAGCAGAGGGAGACGCAGGCGAUGGUGGAGGCGGCGGCGUUCGAGGCGCAGCGCCAGCGCGACAUGUUCAUGAAGCUGCCCAGGUCGUCGUUCCAGGACCUGGCGAACGUGCGCACGCGCAAUGUGGGGCUGCUGUCGCAGCUGUUGAAUCCGGACCCGGAGAUUUUCCCGGUGAAUCAUCCCUACAGGCGUAGGUUUAGUUAUGGGGAGAUUAGGCCUGGGGCGUCGAGGGGAGGCGGCGGGGGCGGGGGUGGUGGUGGUGGUGGUGGUGGUGGUGGAGGUUCGGGUGUGGCGCCAAUGCGCCCGUUGACGCCGGCUGCACCUGUGGCUGAUAAGCAGCCAACAGCCCCUGCGGUUCCGGCCGAGCGUACAGAUGGGUCUGCACAACAGCAGCAGCACCGUCGAAGCGAAAGCGGAAGCACGGCCGACAGAAAGUCGUCAGGAUCUAAUGUACCUUCGCGGAUGAACUUCUCUCCACCGCGUCGGCCAGGCGGGAUGAACCGCACCAAGAGCGCCGCCGCGAUGCCUGUGUCUCGUCAUCUUUUUGUGUGA